CAUGUGUCGAAGCCUCGGGUAUCAGAGGAGCAUCACUACCGGCAGGUAUUUCGGAACGCUGGUGGAGGAACAUCGAGACUAUAUUAUUUUUUUCCACCUCCUUGCUAUUAAAAGCUGAGUAAAACAGUGCAAAUAACAUGUCUUCUUGGGCGAAAUCAUCCGGAGGUGGUCGGCGGAACUCAGGCAACCCGAACGGAAGUGCUCAACAGCUGCGUUUGUUCCGGAGAACAGCUCCUUACCCCACCAGAGAGGAGAGGGCCGAAGAUCUGAAGGCUGCCCUGGACAGUUAUGAAGAACUAGAACAAAUGCAAAACUACACCGGGAAUGCAAAGUUUGAGGGGCUCAAGAAUCAGACAAAUGCCAAGCCAGAUGGCAACACUCCAGCAGACAGACGUAAAACCCUCUAUCAGAAGUUCUACAGACAGGUGCAGGAGGACAGGAAGCCAGCCGACUGCGUUGUUCUCUCUGUCACCAACCAGAGCCUGGAUUACCCCAAAUCGCUAAGCCAGUGCUUGCAGGAGCGCGGCCUGUCGGUGGAAAUGCUCUACCUUCAAGUGGAAUCGGGCCUGACCCGGGCCCUGCAGGAUGUCCGAGCAGAUGGCUCCCCGUUAUGUAUUCUGGUGGAGCAGACAAACGUAGCUCUGUCCUCCUGCACUGUUAUCAUAUUCUCAGAAUCCCUCAAAAUCCAUCGCAACAUGCCCAAAGACCAGGCCAUGGACUUUGUUCAGGCCGAACACAAGCGCAGACUCUCCAAAGAGCGCCCACCGAGGGACCCUGCAGAUGCGGCGGCGCAGGCGUCGCAGCUGCUGGAUGACUUUCUGGAUCGGGAGAAGAUCGCGCGCCACACCGUUCCCUCAGAAACACGGCACCUCCUCACGCUGUUAGCCGACGGGGUGCAUCUGUACCCCGAGGAGCUGCAAACCAUCGCCGAGUACGUUCACGGCCGACAGGACCACAUACGAGCCUCCAACGCUGAGGGCGAGAGGGGAAACAUGUUACCUCCAGGAUUGGGGAAACCUCCUCCUCUGCUCCCUACCCCGCCUGGACCUCCACCACCUCAGCCUGGAGCUGGGGGGCCCAUGUUGGACCUCCCCCCACCUCCACCUGUCCCCCUCUUACCUACACCAGAUUUCUCAGAGGCAUUUCUCAAGCAUUUACUUGACCACUUUAACAAAGGUUCUUAUCCUAAAACCAAACCUCCACCACUGCUGUCCUUACAUGGGCUUCCUGGUCCGUCAUUAGGGGCCCCACUUCUUCGAGGUCCCCUGUCUUCACACAUGCCGCUCAGUGGGCCCGGUGUUUCUCGCGGACCUCUGCUCCACCACCCUCCUCCUCCUUCAUUCCACCCAGGACCAGCCAGAGGUCUUCACGGGCCCAGAGGAGCUCCUCCAUCUCUAAAGAGCUCUCGUCCUCCCCUUCUAUCCUCCCCAGGUUGCCUCCUUCCACGACCGCUUGGCCCCCAUCAUUAAGAAAUCCCAGAGACUCACACACACUGUAAAAACUCGCAGGUUCCAAGCUGCAUUUUGAGCAUUUCAGCUCAUUUCAACAGAAGAUUCCUGACCUUUUGCGUAGGAUUCCUCUGCCGACCUUUUUUUAAACACAAGUAGUGAACCACAUUUAGCUAGGAAAAAAUAAUGAUAGUUGAUGUUAGAUAUUAUUGUGGAUGGACCGAUGGAAGAUGUUAUGUAAUAAUCAGAUUGAGAAUUUUAAGUAUGUUUUUCAAGAUCCCUCCCGGAUUUUUUAUUUUAUUUUUUUGUAAUGAUGUUUGCAUCCAGCUUGCCUCUUUAAACUGUAACGUUGGUGUUGGUUACAGUGACAAGCUGCACAGGGUCAACCUUAAUCAGGAAGCUUGUUUAGCUGAGUGCACAGAAACACCAAAUGCAACAGCUGGCUGCUAAUCCAUAGUUAAAGCAACAAGAAGGCAAGAGGUAUUGGUCUAAAGUCUAAAUGAAAAGACUGGUUUUGCUCCUAUCUGGCACUGAGUAUUUGCGCUCAAUAUAUUCCAUAAACUUUCCGAAGGAUUUGUCUUUAACAGAGUUGAAUGGAAGUAUGUCUUGCACAAUCAUAGGCAGAGUUAUCUUGUCAGACGGAGCAGAUUACAAUGUCUACAGGUAAGCCGCUGCCAAGUGUGGCCAACGUUGGCAGUGCAAUCACCAGCAACGUUUUUCCCUUGCAGGUUAACGUGCAUAUGCUUGUGCUGAAUGUGGAUCCUCUUUGCUCCAGUCGACUUCUUAAGCACCAGUUUUUUUCUGACAAAAUACUGCCAGAUUGUGCUGAUCUUACGAGAUAUCAUUUGUCCCACUUUCCACCUUGUUGACUGACAACAUCUGCGCCGUGAAGGGGGCCUGCUGUCUGUAACAUCCAAGAAGCACCAGCUCAGUGGCAUUCUGUAACAAUGAGGUUACUAGUGAAGGUAGCAUCUUUUAACUGUUUAGUCAACACGCAUCCCAAAAUCAGAAUUCUGUUCUCCUGUAGAUAAUCGCAGGUAGUCUUCCUGCUGUGUUUUUCAAGAUGGUGCUUCUGAUUUUACAAGAUUCUCUGCUGAGGAGAAUUUCAACAACCAACUAAUAGCUUGUUUUUCCAAGCUGCAUUCUCAAAUGUAAUGUUUUUAUGUUACUUUUUUUGCCGUAAAUAAUCAGUCUGAAGAACUUUGUGUGACAGCUCUCGUUCUACAGUUGCAUGUACGACCUUUUCAUCUUUUACAACAAAUCAGAAAAUCGGCUGCAUUUUUUUUGUUUACGUUGACAUAUUUUUACAGAUAUGUCUUUAAAUUGCUUUUUGUUCAAAUCAGUUGUAACAAGAUAACUGCCAAAAAGUAAUUCCCUUCUCAACAUCCUGACUUACCGUAAGCUUUGUGUUGUUACUCGGAUUUUCCAAAAAAUGACUGUCCUCAUUAAAGCACAAGCUUUUACAUACUUCCAGGAGGAAUCACAAAUCAAGUGAACACAGACUUUCUUAUCAGCAGGAUGCCUUUAUACAGAACAUAUAAGGCACCUCCACUGCAAAAUCUCUGGCUGAGCAUGCCGUGUUGUCAUUACCCUCUGUUCAAAUUGAAUUUUCGCUUUUAAAUAUGUUGUCUGCAGUCAGCAUGAAAACCUUAAAUGUUUGACAUAUUAUGGAACAAUUGCAUUCACUCUCUCUUAUUGUAAUUCAGGGAAAAUGUAUAGGUUUGCUCCAGAACAAGCAGUUUUGUACUUUAAUUAAUGCAGCUUUUUUUUCUAGACAUUAUUUUUGACUCAUAAAAAAAAUCGUACAUCUUCUUGUUUGGUUGUUCAUAUUCUUUUGCUGUCCUUAAAUGCAGUUUUCUGUUUUUUUGCAGUCCGGAUAAAUGCAGUUGUGAGGACACAUCUCCGUUACUGAGUCAACAUCACUUCACAGCUUGUACUGGUUGUUAAAAAGGAGUUUUAAGAUGUUCCCUACAGCACUUGACAGGCGGUUUAGGUAAACAUCUGCUUGUGACAAUUUGAACUGCACACCAGAAAGCGGUAAAUUUAUUUAAAAAAAAAAACAAAAAAAACCCCGAUUCUUUCAAACUGCCCAUCGUAUUUUUUAUUUCGUUUUUUUUGUAGAUAGUCUUUGAAUCCUAAACUCUUUAUUGUAUUUUUUUGUUGAUGUUGAAUAUAUUGUAAAUAUUCGACCACUUGUUGCUUUGGAUUUGUUUUCUUUGACGUGCAGCAGUGUUGAUGUUCAACAGGUAUGAAGGGGGAAUCGUGACUAUAUUUUCAAAGAAAACGUCUAUAAAUGUUUUAAUAUUUUAAUGGAUUUCAUGAGCCUUUUUGAUGUUUUUUCUUUUGUUCAAAAGAGAAUUAAACAUUAAGUAUUAAAGAUG
Molecule: messenger RNA, 3829 nt
Organism: Amphiprion ocellaris (clown anemonefish)
Lineage: Eukaryota; Metazoa; Chordata; Actinopteri; Pomacentridae
Exons: 10
Coding region: 138-1469 (443 amino acids)
Source: RefSeq, a predicted model, not a curated record